This is a messenger RNA of Onthophagus taurus, 4098 nucleotides long. NCBI's taxonomy places the organism in Eukaryota, Metazoa, Arthropoda, Insecta, Coleoptera, Scarabaeidae. The record is from RefSeq and is a predicted model, not a curated record.
AAUUGAAGCAGCAAUGAUGACAGUGUCAACGGUGACAGUAAUAAAAAUGGAUCGUUUUUUCUUAUAUUAAUUAAAACGAAAUAAAGAACGGAAUGUCUUCGUGUCGUCUGUGAGCGUGGUGUGUUGUACGGUACUUAUUUAUCGACCAAAUUAUGUCUACCCGAUCGCAAUUAACGAAAGAUUUAAACGACAGCAUCAAAGUACUGUUGGGAAAACAAGUAAAAAUCUUGUUUAAAAAUGUUGUUAAAUUGGAAACGAAAGGAGAUAAAACUGAAAAUAGAGUUUUGGUUUUUUCACCAUGUCGAAUCUUACUACUCACUGCCAAGGUGCCAACUCGGAUUGACUGCCACUUCCAUUACUUGGAAGUACAAACGUUAGAAAGCAAACGAGGUAAUCAACUCAGUAUAACGGUUAAUGAUAAAAUCUACUCAUUUUUGGCCGGCGAAGACUCCUCCUGUAGCACUGAAGUGGAUAAUAUGAUAUCGGCGCUUGCUACGGCAGUAAGAAACAUAUUUCCUACUGUUCCUUUACAGUAUAUUAUUCGGAAGAUUGAUGUAAUACCCACAUCGAGAUUACAAGUUUUAAGAGACAUCGAAGCCGUUGGAAGUAACAUAAGGGAAGUAGGCCCAUGCGGAGGUUUUUCAAAUCAAUAUGCUUGCAUGUGCGAUUACCACAACAUGCCGUAUCGAGAGGAAGUCGCUUGGGACGUCGACAAUAUUUAUCUUUCUCUAAACACUAGGGAGUUAUGCCUUAAGGAUUUUGAUUAUUUAGAUCAAAAAGAUUUAGUGCCUAUUAUAAACGCAUUGGAAUACAAUACAUGGUUCACAAAACUUAGGGCUAACCAUGUACGAUUAUCUCACGAUAACAUCGAAAAGGUGCUUCAAGUGAUCAAAAAAUCGCUUAGUUUGGAAGAGAUUUAUUUAGAUAGUUUAGGUUUGAAGUCGUGUUUUGUGAAUAAAUUGCAUAAUGCUAUUAAAGGAAACGCUAUUAUUCCUUUAAGUAUUAUUGAUCUUUCAAAUAAUCCAAUUGAAGAUAAAGGUGCUAAUUAUUUAUCGGGUUGUAUCGUAAAAUUAAAUAAGGGAUUAACACAUCUCAACAUGUCACAUACAGGACUCUCUUCGAAAGGUGUAAAUUAUUUGGCUCAAGCGUUUAUUAACCGUAGCAGUUUGUAUACGACUCUUACUUAUUUAAAUUUAAAAGGAAACAAUCUUAAAGAUGAUAUUAGCAGUUUACAUACAUUUUUGAGUCAUCCCAAUGCCAUAACUCAUCUCGAUCUCUCUUCAACUGAUAUUUUAUUAGAAACUUUAUUUGGUGCUUUGGUGAAAGGUUGUACAACCAAUUUAGUUGAUUUAAACAUCUCGAGAAAUCCGUUUAGCAGCAAAAAAUGUAAAGAGGCUCCGUUAUCGUUUAAACAAUUUUUUAGCGCAACUAUGAAUUUGAAAUAUUUAAAUAUGUCUCAUUGUAAAUUACCACAAGAGGCUUUAAAAAACUUACUUCUUGGUCUUGCUUGUAACGAAUUUACUAAAGAAAUCACAUUAGAUAUUAGUAAUAAUUCGUUGGGUAGCCAUGGUGCUCACGUUUUAGAAUCGUGCGUGCACGGAGUCAGGUGUAUAUCUAGUCUUGAUAUUUCUGAUAAUAAUAUGGAUUUAGAAUUAGGUGCCGUUGUAAUAGCAAUUAGUAAAAAUAAAUCAUUAAAACAUUUAAGUAUGGGUAGAAACAUGAUGAAUAUGAAAGCGAAACACAUCGUGACGGUUAUGGAUGCGGUCGUACAAAUCAUCCAAGACGACGAAUGCCUCCUACAAACACUCCUCAUGCCUGAUUGUCGUUUAAAAUCGGAUCUUCACAAUUUCUUAAACGCCCUCGGUGAUAAUAAAUGUCUCGAAACAAUCGAUAUAAGUGGAAAUUUAAUCGGAGAUUCCGGGGCGAGGCUUUUAGCGAAAGCGCUACAAAUCAACACGAAAUUAAAAACAAUCAUUUACGAUCGAAAUAACAUUACUUUACAAGGUUAUAACGAUUUAGCAUACGCUUUAGAGAGUAAUCGAACCGUACAAUACAUGCCAUUUCCGAUUAACGAUAUAACUCCGUGUAUGAAAGCCUCUUCAGCCGAAAAAGCGGAUAUAGUGAUGCGGAAAAUACAGGAUUUAUUAAAUAGGAACGUUUCGCCUAGUAGUAAACACGAACGCAACAAGCAUAUGUCGUUGCAACCAGGAUUUUUAUUAAGCUCAAAACAACACUCAAUCGAUCGCUUGGUUUUACAAACUCAGGAUAUUAUUAAGAAUUUGGCAUCCGAAUCGAUCGCCUCUAACAACGAUAUUAACCACGCUACCGGUGUUAUUCAAGAUGCCGAGAAUUGUAAGCAACUUUUAAAUCGAUUGCAGGAAGUUGCCCAACAAAAGGAUGAGGUGCAUCCGGUUAAGGUUAAGUUGCAACAUUGUGCGAUGGAAAUUCAUACUAGUAUUAAUGAUUAUUUAUUGACCACAACGGAUAAAAUGAUUAAAUCAAGCAAAGACUUGUGUCCGUACGUUUUAAAUGAAAACCAUGUCAUUCAAGAUAUCAAAAAAGAUUGUAAAAAUAAAAAACAAAUUCCUUUGGAUUUUGUGGUUAAUUGCGUUAAACAUCAAGCUGGAACGGAUGUUAUGAAUAAAUUGGGCGAACUAAACUUAAUCAUAGCAGCUUUCAUUUCCGAACAAGUAACGGAUGAAGUUUACGAGGCUUUAAUGCGUAGCUAUAAAGUUUUACUUGGCGAUUCGACCGGUUUAAAAAUGGAUUCUCCAAUUAGAAGAUCCAGAUUGAGCAGCUCUGAUAGUUCUAGGCACGGCGCAAGUGAUAUUUCAAUCACUGAUAGUAGUCAUCAAUCGGAUCAUUCACCUCUGAAAUUGGAAUAUUUAAACCUUGCAACUCCUCAUCUAUCUAUUAAAAGAAAAAACGUUCACGCAAGAAAACUACGUCCGAAAUCCGUCGUGGACAGCGUAGAAGGUCUCUCAGCGGAUGACAUCCCCAGUUUGCUUCCAACUUUACCUGCAACACCUCGUAGCACGGAAGAAGAAGAUUCCGUAACGGAGUUACCAAACGCAACUUAUCAACUUCAACAUUUGGUUAAAGGACGACCACGUCGCGCUAAAACGCGAGCUCCCACGCGGCCGCUUAUCAAAAGUACUGAUGUUAUAGAUUCCGUUGCAACGGGUCACGAUUUAAAUGAAGGAUUGGAUACGUUCUUUCGACCCGGAUCUUGCACCCCCACUUCCGACGAUUGUAGCAAUUCUUUCCAAGCCGAUGGUAGUCCUAAUCAUGGAUUUUCAUCACCGGUUUUAAACGAAGAUAGAAAAACGCCGAAAUUAAGUAGGAAUUCCCCGUUAUUUAGAGGUGUUUUAACACCAACUCCCAGAUCGCGUUCAACGGAUAACCUCGAAAAAUAUUCUCCAACCCCCUCAAAAAAAUCAUUUUCCCAAGAUAACGCGUCACCAUUAACUAGAAGAUUAACCGGGGAUAGUUUGUUAUCUCAAGGUAGCAGCGAUGGAAGUAUUGCGACGGAAAUGAAUAUUCCCGUCGAUCAUUCGUCUUCUUCGAGUUCAAUAACGAAAGGAUUAUCAACAGAUGGGUUGAAAUCAUCAAAUGACGAAACGGAAUCUUUAAAACAAUUUAAAUUGAAAUCGACUCCGACCCCUUCAACAAAACAACGGCCGUGGUCUAUGGUUAGUUCGGAACAGCAUAAAUCAGGUGAUUUGCUGAGCGACGGGAGCUCCCCGAUAACAUCCACGGGGAAUACCCCGGAUUCGGGAGAUGCUCUCGAUAGUUCUGAGUCUUCUAUCGACAAACGUAUUGAUUUAAAGGCGAAAAAAACAGGCUUGUUGCAAAGUUAUUUUCCAGAGCGAGGUGAUAUUAAAAUUUUGCAACGCGGAAAGGUGAUAACGACGGGUGAAAGACCAGCUCAUUUAUUGUCAUCGGCGAAUUCAAAACGCGACAACAACCACAACAACUGUAGCAGGGAAGACGUACAUUUACGUUAAAACUUCCUAUUUAAACUAUAUGUAACAAGAAAAUGUUUCGAAAAUAUUUUAUUAUUAAUUUUUCAAUUUCCUUCAUGUUUUCUGUGUAUUA